AUGGGCAGUACAAGCAAGACAAUUGUUUGGUUCAGGAGGGACCUGAGGAUUGAGGAUAACCCAGCCCUGUUUGCUGCGGCGAGGGAUGGGGUUACUCUUCCUAUUUUCAUCUGGUGCCCAAGUGAGGAAGGGAAGUUCUUUCCCGGGCGUUGCUCUAGGUGGUGGUUGAAACAGUCUCUUGCCCACCUUGAUCAGUCUUUGAAAUCUAUUGGGGCACCUCUUUUGUUCAUUAGGGCUGAGAGUACUGUCUCUGCUCUAAUUCAGUGUGUAACUUCCAUUGGGGCCACUAGAGUGGUGUAUAAUCAUCUUUAUG
Phalaenopsis equestris is the source of this 313-nucleotide messenger RNA. RefSeq names its product cryptochrome-1-like. NCBI's taxonomy places the organism in Eukaryota, Viridiplantae, Streptophyta, Magnoliopsida, Asparagales, Orchidaceae. The record is from RefSeq and is a predicted model, not a curated record. Gene Ontology annotation, biological process: entrainment of circadian clock by photoperiod; circadian regulation of gene expression. The transcript has a single exon. The annotation marks the transcript as partial. Gene Ontology annotation, molecular function: FAD binding; DNA binding. Gene Ontology annotation, cellular component: nucleus; cytoplasm.